This is a messenger RNA of Chara braunii, 795 nucleotides long. The record is from the annotation of a GenBank genome assembly. Lineage: Eukaryota; Viridiplantae; Streptophyta; Charophyceae; Charales; Characeae.
GGGGUCAGAGUCUACGUGGUGAGGUAUGGAACCACUAACCCGGUUGUACACUUAUCACCAUGGUUGGGACCCGUAGUGGGUUAGAGACUAGCCCCUAUAGUAAGGAGCAGCAAGAAAAGAUGGCCGCCUUAGUCAGAGAGAACAGGGAGAGGAAAGAGCAUGAGAAGCAAGCGAAGCUAAAGGCUAUCGCAGACGAGCAGGCGGCGAAGAUGAAGAGGUUAGAGGAGGAGACGAAGAGAGUACAACAAGAGGAGGAAGAAAGAAGAAAAGUUGCUGAAGCAAAAGCGGCAGCAGAAGAAGAGAAAGAGAGAAUGAGAAUUGAGAGUGGAGAAGGGAGCAGUGGUGGCACGAUGAAGUGGGAGACACACACUGACCUGGAGAAGAAGAUCAGCGAGUGGGUCGCUAAUUUAACGUUGGGGGAAGACGAGGAGGCAGAGUCACAUGUGACUAAGGAUGAGAAGGCUGCGCUGGCCACUGAGCUAGCAGCCAUGACGGACCCGAUGGAACGAAGAGAGAGGGAAGACGAGCAAAAGUUAGCAUGGAAGCUGAGAAUGAAGAGGGAGAAGAAGAGGAGGAGAGAGGAAGUGAAUAAGAUGACCGCAGCAGUGGCAAAGGUGCAGGAGUGUAGAGCGGAGGUGCUGGCCCAGCCAGAUGAUGAGGCCAAGUGGGACAAGGUACUGGGCUACCUAGAGGUGUUGAGCAAGGCAUGGAUGGAGGAGCGCUAGGCAAGCUGGAGCCAGGAUGUAGCGUUGAGUGCCAUGCGGUCCGGUUUCAGGGAUUUUGCGCGCGAAAUCG